Fusarium vanettenii 77-13-4 is the source of this 1386-nucleotide messenger RNA. RefSeq lists its product as uncharacterized. The record is from RefSeq and is a predicted model, not a curated record. Bases 1 to 1386 code for a protein of 461 amino acids. NCBI's taxonomy places the organism in Eukaryota, Fungi, Ascomycota, Sordariomycetes, Hypocreales, Nectriaceae. The transcript has 3 exons.
AUGGACAGUGUGUUGGACGAGGUACGCAAGGCCGAGGAGCAGCACAUCGCGAAGAAGAACUCAAGACACCGAUUCACAAAAGCAAUGGGCACGGCUUGGACUACAGCCGUCAACAAGAUCAAUAAUUUUAGCACAACUAUUGACGUUCUGGUAUCGAGCCAUCCAGAAUACGCAGCACUCGUCUGGGGAUCUAUGAAGUUCCUGUUCUUGACUACUUUAGCAACCAUCUACAGUCAUAUCAUCGACUUUUGCACCCGGGCUCUGAGAUGGUAUAUUAGGACAAGAGGGAGCUUUCUUAAGAAAACGUGGGCGGCGAUCAAGGACCCAUGGGCUCUGGAGUUUGAUGAUGUUGUGCAUCAAAUACGACACGCAACUACGAGGAUACGAGAGCAGGCGGCGGUCGCCCAUCAAGCCGAGACGAGAUAUGUCAGCUCUGUCGUCUCGCAAGUACAGAAAGAGGUUCUGAAGUUGCAAAGAGAGAGGAGCGUGCCUAUUUCCUCUUCUGGGGCCCUGCUAGGUGGUGCUACUCUUUCGCCCCUAAGCCAGCCUUCAUUGCUCGGAAGAGCUCCUCUUGUGAUAAAAGAGAUGGCCAAAUACUUCUUAUCUGUACCGUUCAAGCCCGAGAAGGCUCUCGAUUUAGGAAAGACAUUGAGGGAUCGCCGACGGAUGCGAGGAAACCCCGUCCCAGACCAGCUCUGGACAUCAGCCAAGCUACGAGACUGGAUCUCUCAGCCGUGUUCGGCGCUUGUUCAAAUACAAGGGAACUUGGUAGCGGCAGAUGCUUCCCGGGACUUUGCCCUGGACAUUGUCGAGCUAGUGAAAGGGGCUGACCUACCUUUGGCUUGGUAUGUGAGUUCACAGUUGGAAAAGCCCAUGGAUAUCCCGGACAUCUGGCGCUCUCUCGUCUGGCAGGUUCUCGAGAAAAACUCGGACAGUUCCUCGUACAAGAACUUGACCGAAUCCAACUUCAACUCUUGUAUCACGGAAGAUGACUGGAUUCCCCUUCUUGUUGCUGUUUUAGCCGAGAUACCGCGGGCAGUUCUAGUCAUCGACUCUAACCAAGACGAACGGAAGAUUCGGGAGACCGUGAGGAAGUUUUGGAACACUUUCACUGAACGAAAGGUGACUACCAUAGUCAAGAUGCUCCUGCUGACCUACUCAAACCCCGGGGCGCCGAUGCCAAGCAUGCUGCCCAACGACGACGUGGAGUUUUACAGUCUGAAGAUGGGCCGUGAUAGGAGGCCCGGUAUGGCGAGGGCUUCAAUGUAUGGGAGCCCGAGGGGGCGAAGGCAGGUGGGCGGGCGACGGGGUGGGGGAGCGUCUCAGCUCAAGCCGUUCAUGGCGAAGCUAUUGGAGCAGGGGACAGUUGGAUCAGACAAGACAUGA